CUGCUUUUCUAGAGAUGACUGGUUUUGUUCCGGCCGUGACGAGAUUCACUUUGAAAGUUGGGGGUGAUAAAAUGGGGAAAACACUAGAUGAUGCAGUGCAAGAGAUCCUGACAUGAGAAUCAUUCUGGACCCUUAGAUAAAAGGAGUAAUGUAUUGAAGAUCCUCCAAGAUUGUUAUUUAGAUUUGUGCUCAUGUCAUAUUGAGUGGGCUGUACAUUGGUCAGUUGAAGAUGGUGGUAGAACAGCAGGUUUUAUUGCAGUCUAGACUGUUCAUGAGAUUCAUUUCAGAGACAUUAACUGAAUGCAUCUUGUUUAAUGUUUAGAUCUACUGCGUGUGCUUUUAUUUGCAUUUGGUCAGAGAGCCGUCAUGUAAAUCAGCACCAUAAAAAUAGAAGAGGCAGAAAAAACAAAGAAAGCUCUGUACUGGCUUUAGUUUCCUCUUCAGCUACAGGCAGGAUAAACAGCAGGGAGGACACGCAGACACUAAUAGAGCAGCUUUACCAGCAGUAACAGUCAUGAGUUCAGCUCUGUAUCUGGUCCUGCUUUUCUCAGCUCUGUGGACGCUCACCUUCUGUGGGACUCGUCAGUUUUAUGUGGUGAAUGAAAAUAAGACCUGGACCAAAGCUCAGAAACACUGCAGAGAGAAAUACACUGACCUGGCCACCAUUGAGAGCCAAGAGGAGAUGAACGCUCUGGUAGCUGUUCUCAAUGGGAAAACAGGCCGUUUCUGGAUUGGACUGAGUCAGAAAGAAAAUGCGAACAACAGUUGUUUCCAAGGAGCUGCAGGACCGCAGAUGGCUGGGGGCAUCAACCGGUGCUGGACGUGGUCAGAUGGGAGUUACUUCUCAUACAGCAACUGGAACUCUGGGGAACCAAACAACGCUGGCACUGAUAACUGUGGAGAGUUACGGAGUGAAGAUAAAUACAGGUGGAAUGAUGCAGACUGCAGUCACACAAAUCAAUUUGUCUGCUAUAACAAGAUUCCACUCAUCCUGAUUAAUCAGACCAAGACGUGGAGAGAAGCUCUGAGCUACUGCAGAGAGAAUCAUGUGGAUCUGGUUUCUGUUCACACUGAGGAAAUCCAGCACUGGGUGGAAACAGCUGUUUAUUAUGCCUCCACUGCUAAUGUGUGGAUGGGUCUGCGUCACACCUGCACCCUGAAUAUCUGGGUCUGGGUGAAAGGAGAGUUCAUCUGCUACCAGAACUGGGCUCCGGGGAACGGGACAGGGGUGGAAGACUGCAGUAGAGGAGAAAGAACAGGAGCGGUGCAGUCUGGGAGUAAGCAGUGGGUCAGUCUGCCAGAGGAUCAGAGACUCAACUUCAUCUGCACUGUUUAGGAGCUCUAGAAGAGGAUGCAGGCUGUUCAAAUGGAUCCUCAUAGUUCAGGAUCAGACUGACAUGUGAUAGCCAUUUCUUCAUCAUCCAAACACAACAAUUCAGUUUAAUAAGAGAAAUAUUCAUAUAUUACUGAGACAGCUCUUUUUUUUAAAUGAGGGGGGGAUUAGACUCAUAAUGCAAAUGCAUAUUUCUUUUAAUCAUCAUUGGUAGAUCAGACACAAAGUACAGCAUGCUAGAUCAUUUCUGAAGAGAAAGGUGGGUGUGGUGAAAAUACUAAAUGUUUAAAUAGGAUAUAAUCUGAUGCUCUGACAUGGUUUCACUCUUCUGUGCUAAUAACUGUUAUUUUUUAUCGUUGUAUCAAACUUCAAUUCACACAACAGUUUACAUUUAAAUUAGAAAUGUUUGUAAACUGUAUUUGAGCUGUUUGUCUUUAUCUGUAUGUAGGGUUCGAAACUUGUGCUGUGUGUGUGAUACAAACACUUUUCUUCUUAAUGUCUAUAUUUUCCAAAGAACAUAAAUUAAAGGCUUGUUUUACAAUGUAUAAGCCAAAAUACUGAAUUGCAGGUUUAAAGGAAUGAAUUGUUAGUUUUCUUUCUGUUUUGAAUUAUAAAGAUUCUUCACACAGUCCCACUUCAUAUUAAGUGUAUCUAAUAACUGUGUAGUUACAUGUGAACUGUUCCAGGUGGUUUACAGAUGUCCACCUUAUGUAAUUAAACAAGUGUAUCAAGCCUAUUCUCUCUCAUAUAAUUACAAAAUGGUAAUAACAUAAAUGUAAUUACAUUGUAAUCAGACUGGAACAGCAGGUGUUUUUCUGUGUUUUCUUUCCAGCAGUAAAAGUAUGCAAUAACUUACAUUAAGACAUUACUUACACUGUAUCUGCCAGCUUUUCUAACAUUUAGCCAGAAUUUAU
This is a messenger RNA of Pygocentrus nattereri (red-bellied piranha), 2247 nucleotides long. Its product is annotated as macrophage mannose receptor 1-like. NCBI's taxonomy places the organism in Eukaryota, Metazoa, Chordata, Actinopteri, Characiformes, Serrasalmidae. The transcript is spliced from 7 exons. The record is from RefSeq and is a predicted model, not a curated record. Bases 515 to 1336 code for a protein of 273 amino acids.